AUGAUAGUAUUUUGUGCUAAUUCAUUGCCUUAAGUCAUUGCAAAUUAAGGUCUCCGAUAAUUCUAGGUAAUUUUAUAAUCUUUGAAACCUUAACUGAUACUUAAUCAAUGUGGAGGAGAUAUUGAAACACGAGCACAAUAUUUUAAAAAGCAUUUAAGUAAAUUCAAUGAACCAUUUCAUUUAAUUGGUUAUGGGAUUGCUGGAUUGGAUUUAAGAUAUGUUUUAAGUCAAAACGGCGAUAUUCGAGCCAAAUCUUUAAUUACUAUUGGCACACCUCAUAGGGGAUCAAUUUUAAGUGAUUUGUAUAGAAGAAGGAGAAUUGAAGAUGAUGUUAUUGAACCAAUUUGCAGAGUAUUAGGAGUUAGAUAUAAUUUCUUUGAGGAAAUUAAUAGUGAAAAUAUUAGAGAUUUCAAUUUGGUGGCCACAAAUUAAGAAGCUAUCAAAUAUUUUAGUUUGAAUGCAGAGACAGAAGUUGGUUAGAUGUCUUAAAUUUAUCAAGCUAGUGGUACUAUCAUAGAAAGUGAAAAAGAAUAUCCAGUAGAGAGUGGAUCAGAUGGAGUCUUUGCUCAUAAUGAGACGAAAUGGGGACAACACGUUGCUACUCUGGAUUGUGAUCAUGGGGCAAUGAUUGGAAUACCAAACUAGAGAAAUGGGGAAUAAACUGUGGAUAUAAUUUAAUAAUUGAUCUAAGAUUUAUGA
This is a messenger RNA of Paramecium tetraurelia, 699 nucleotides long. RefSeq lists its product as uncharacterized. The record is from RefSeq and is a predicted model, not a curated record. Lineage: Eukaryota; Ciliophora; Oligohymenophorea; Peniculida; Parameciidae. The transcript is spliced from 2 exons.